Molecule: messenger RNA, 2584 nt
Organism: Fopius arisanus
Lineage: Eukaryota; Metazoa; Arthropoda; Insecta; Hymenoptera; Braconidae
Gene: exex
Product: extra-extra
Exons: 3
Coding region: 40-1782 (580 amino acids)
Biological process (GO): regulation of DNA-templated transcription; spinal cord motor neuron cell fate specification; neuron projection morphogenesis
Cellular component (GO): nucleus
Molecular function (GO): DNA-binding transcription factor activity, RNA polymerase II-specific; sequence-specific double-stranded DNA binding
Source: RefSeq, a predicted model, not a curated record
UGUGAUUGGAGAUGCAUUGAAGUUGACAGUGAUAGAGACAUGGCUGCGAUGCACUACAACACGACGAUUGUGGCCGAGGAGAUACACCACCCACGACACCGUCAUCCUUACCUCGAUGAAUCAGGUGCCUCGCCGAGCUCCGAGGAGGCGCGCUCGCCGGACGCCGCAUCGCCCCUGAGUACGAACAACCUGAAUUACAUGACAAGUGGUGAAUCCAGGAGAGACUCCUCGGACACCGACGUCAACUGCCGCCUCCUGAGUGGCUCCUACGAGUCGAGCCGAAUCGAGGGAAAAUCGUCGAGCGACGAGAGCCAUCAGCCAGCAAAACGCUUCCGUGAGGAUUCCAAUGACGAUCGGUGCUACAGCGAAACGGGUAUGUGUUCACCAGAGGGUCCUGAUGCACGUGAGCUAUCCCCAGGACGUCAACGAUCCUCCGGGAAGACGUCGUUCUGCAUCGACGCACUCCUGGGUAGAACAGCCAAGCCCAGACAGGACGACGACCCGAUCAGUGGAGAUCCUUCCCUCCCACCACCCGCCCCACGACGCACCACCGGCUCCCUGGGGAAUCCCCUGCAUCCCUUCGUACCUAGAACCGAUCGAAAUUUGCCACUUGGUGGUAAUCAGGGCUCCAGGAUGCUCCAGGCAAUCAGAGACUCCAGUGGUAUUCGGUUAUCCCAUUACGGGGGAUUUCCUCCCAAUCAGAAUGACGCGCUGCUUGAUGCCGCAAGGUUCGAGAGAAAUUCCGAAGAGAAUAUCGAGAACAUCGAGGAUGAGACUGGAACUGAUGUCGACGUCGAGGAGAUGAGGGAAGACGAAACUGGAAGGAGAACCUCCAGUGCCAGUCCAGGUAGCAAUGGCAGUCGAAGUCCGGUGUCCAGUCCACCGAUAUCACCGGGCUCCGAAGACUUGGCGACGAAUCCUCUCGGCGGAUCGGCUAUCCAGGGUAUUGGACAUCCUGGACACAGAAAUGAAGGACUGGCCUGUGUUACACCGUAUGGACUCGGCACCGGUGUCAAUGUCGCCGUCGCUAUGCGACAGAAUCAACAGGGACUUCUUCUACACUCUGGUGGACCCAUUCUUCAUCCUUCUGGGUUGUAUUAUCAUCCUGGUGGCACCACCAGUGCCUUUCACUCUAUACACAAGGAUGCACAGCAGUUGGGGCAGGCACACUCCAGGAAUGCUGGAGCUACUGGAGGCUCUGUACCUGGACAUCCACAGCAGCAGGCUCAGCAACCCCAUCACAUUCAUCCUCUGCAGCUUGAGUGGCUGGCCAGGACUGGAAUGCUCUACCCAAGACUGCCUGCUGAUUUAGCUGGAUGCGCAGCACAGCACGCCCUUCUGGGUAAAACUAGGAGACCCAGAACAGCUUUUACGUCGCAGCAGUUGUUGGAAUUGGAGAAGCAGUUUAGACAGAAUAAAUAUCUCAGUAGACCCAAGAGAUUUGAGGUCGCUACGUCACUCAUGCUCACCGAGACACAGGUGAAGAUUUGGUUUCAAAAUCGUCGGAUGAAGUGGAAGAGGAGCAAAAAGGCCCAGCAGGAGGCGCGAGGUGGUAGCAAGAGUGAGGACACGGCCCCGGGUGGAGGCUCCAGGGCAAACUCCAGCAGUGAGAGGGAAAAUGUUGGCAGCAGUGAUGACACCCGUACCCCCGCCAAUGCAACGGUAACGGGGAAUCCCCCAGGUGGCGCAACCGCACCGAGCGAUGACCGGGGAAAUUCUCAUGAUCAUCCGAGACUCAUCAACGAACUUCGUGAACCGCUGUACAGGCCUUACGUCGUCUGAACUGACGUCCCCGAUGUCGUCCUGUAAAUAUAUGAAAGAGGCGGGGUAAAAUGGGAAAUUGUGGUCCAUUUUGAUUUAGAUAGUCUAUCUCAAAAUUCAAAGAGCACCGAUGGUCUUCUUGGAAAAUUCAGUGGUCCACCUUGUCCCAUUCCCGUUUGCUAUCCCCGUUUCUAGAUAAAUUGUCAAUCAUGCACUGAUAGAAGAAUUUCGUUCGCAUCAGUCGUUUUGAAUUUUUUUUUCGUUGGAGAUGAAUGUAAAUAUUGCGGACCCCAUUUGCAGUAGAAAUUUCUAGGCAGUUGUUGGAAAGAGGAAAUCAAGGAUUUCGAUUAAUUAUCAUUUUUAUCAUGAAGUGCAUUUUAAAGUGAUUUUUAUCAAUUCGUUCAAUGAGAAAGAAUUGACGAAUGGAUUUUUGGUUCAUUGGUUUGUGGAAAUUAAUUGCUGACAGUCAUAAUUUUUUUUAAUGGAUCAUGUACUGCAAUUUAAUCGGUUUGAUAUUAUUUCAAAUAAUUAUGAUUAAUCACGAGCGAGCAAUCUGUUUUUCAGGGAAAUUAAUGAUUCUGUAAGAAUUGCUGAGUCCUGGUAAUAGCGACCCAAUUCUUCUGUCAGAACACGAGUUGGAGAGCAAAUGACUUUGUUAUCGUCUAGGUAUAGCAUUAAUUAUACAUAUUUAUGUAUUUCCCCCUGUGUAAUAUAACGUAAUUAUAAAUAAUACGAAUCUACGAACACGAGAAAAAUUGUACAUAGUAAUCGUGCGUCGAUUUAAGAUAGAACGAAAUCAAUUGUGAUGAUCGAAGAAUCUAAU